Molecule: messenger RNA, 925 nt
Organism: Drosophila biarmipes
Lineage: Eukaryota; Metazoa; Arthropoda; Insecta; Diptera; Drosophilidae
Exons: 4
Coding region: 389-913 (174 amino acids)
Source: RefSeq, a predicted model, not a curated record
AUUAAAUUUUAUUUAGAAUUUUUUUUUUCUGAAGUUAAAAAGAAAGUUCUAUAGUCAAGACUAUCCUGUGGACAAAUCACGGUGUAACCUUACUAACAUCCGACAAUCAAUUAAAGUCGAUGUACAGGUUCCUUACCCUGCCAGCUGGUCAUCACUGAUUCAUCAUCCCUGUGUGUGUUUUUGCUUUGCAACGAUGGACGAUGAAACAUCGCUAAGUUCCGAGGAAUUGUUGAGCGGCACAGUAAAUAAAACACUGGAGACAGCGUCGCUAUCUUAGUGUUAUUAGUAUCUGUAACAUGAAGGAGGAGUCGGAGCCGUAUGGGAAAAGGAUUCGAAUCGAAAACGUGCAAAGCCUGGGCACAGAAAACGAUUUGUUGAUAGCCAAGAUAUGCGCAUCCUUUUAGACCUGCAGACAGAAGUCUUAGCCCAGCGCGCAGAGAUCAGGCAGUUGACGAAGGCUAUAGCGACGCUUUCGAAUUUCGUAAAGCAGUCGAUGAGAUCGAUCAAAAUUAAUAAUGUGACGCAAAACUGUGACGACGAUUUCCCAAUUAGUUCGGAGGCGAAGCUCCUCGAAGUGGACGGAAAGAUAAGCCAGGACCCCGCCAGCUAUGUUCAUGCCAUCAAAAAACUGUUAAGCCAGGGAAGGACGAGCCGCUCCAUAAGAUUAAUUUUAUGUGACGACAUUAUCUUAAACUAUAAUAUUGACGGAGCAAAGGAUAAGAAAAGACUGAAAGAUUUUGCCCACUUGUUUCGUGCGAUCAUGGACGCCAUCAGUCAGGUUGAGAAGUCGCUGCCCGCCGAAAGAGUUCUAUCCAAAGCGCUGAGAUGCGUCAAGAACUGCGCAGCGAAACACAAGGGCAAGGGCGGUGGCGAGGAUCCUUUGGCCUUUUUAAGUAUAAGUAGGGUAAAAUAAAUGGUACAACUA